Molecule: messenger RNA, 2028 nt
Organism: Osmia lignaria (orchard mason bee)
Lineage: Eukaryota; Metazoa; Arthropoda; Insecta; Hymenoptera; Megachilidae
Source: RefSeq, a predicted model, not a curated record
AAUGUUCUCAAUUUUUUAUUUAAGAAUAAAAAGAUUAAGUUUACGUUUUAUCGCUACUAAUUCAAAUUUAACCUAUCUUAAUAUAAAUACUAACAAGUAGGGACAUAGAUUUGCGUAUUAGUUACUGACUGUUAAUAUACACGAAAAUCAGGAUAAGGUACGUAAAAAUGAUAAAGGUGUAAAGGUCAAAUGUUUCCAUUAUUUCAGUGUUAAAAGUACAGUUGGAAUAAAAGAAUGAGUUUUAUGACGGAGCGAAAGUCAAAAGGUGUGGACGAACAGUUACAAGCAUUUCUAGAGAGAGAAAGUAAAAGUCAACAGUUUCAGGUUAGGUUGCAAAUGAUUGUUUUUUGAAGCUUUUAUACAAGUAAGACUGGGACACAAGCUAACUGACGUUUGUUGGGAUAUCUGUGUCAAAGCAUCCAGUCAUUCUUUGGAUUACACUACUAAAAAUUGCUUGAUCAAUUGUGUGGAGAGAUUCAUUGAUACAAGCAAUUUCAUUGCCUAUAGAUUGGCAAACAUAGCUUUAGCUAAUAAUCCCAAAGAAGAGGAUUUAGAAUAAUCAAGCCUAUUCACGAAUAGAUUAUGUAGUAUUUUUUAAUUCACAUUAUAUAAUUUAUUUUAAAAAUGUUCUCAAGAAUUCGUGGAUUUGUAAGUCGUCAUAGACGAAAGUUUAUACUAGGAGGUAUUGUCUUUGGUAGUGUAGUAUUCAUAAGGUAUACAACACGCAAACUUAGAGAAUGGCAAGAAAAGGAAAUAAAAGAUAUGCUUGAAAAGACAAAACGACGACAGUACUUUGAGUGUACAGAAAGAACAUGUAGUCAAAUGAUUAUGUCCCUUACAUCAACUCUAAGGGAUUCUAUAAUCAAAGUUUUAGACACUGAAGCUAUUGUAAAUAAACUUAGAAACGGUUGUCCUGAUAAAGUAGCGUGUUGGAACGAGUUGAAAGUUUUAGCAAUAGCUAGAUCAGCUGUAGUGAUAUAUUCCUAUGCCAUGUUAGCUACUUUAAUAAGGAUCCAAUUCAAUGUAAUGGGCGGCCAUGUAUAUAAAGAUAUUCAGAAUUCUAAUGGCAUGACUACAGAGAACAUUGUACAGACAAAAUACAUGUCACUUUCACGUCAUUUUAUAUAUGAUGGAAUUAAGAAAUUAAGUCUGCUUAUAAAAGACAAGGUUGCGGAAAUCACAGCGUCGAUAUCACUGAAAGACGAAUUAACUUUAAGAGAUAUAGAAGAAAUAUAUUGGGCAAUAACUUCUUCUAUAUCUGCAGAUAGUUCAAAAGAUCCUAUAAAGAAUCUUGCUGAGUACAUGUUACUGCUAACCUGUGAAGAUGAUCAAGAACCUAUUGUAUCAAAAUUAAUUAAUGAAACCCUAGAUCUUCUAGAAAGUGAAGAAGUACAAAAUUUAACACAGAGUAAUAUUAGAAGUGGAUUCAGUUUGCUAGUGGAUCACAUCUCUGCAUUCUUUGUUGGUUCUCCAACAAUGGAAAAUGGAAAAACAGUUCAGAAUGGUUUUUCAGUACCAGGAACAUCGAGCCAGAAUCAUAAUAAUUGGAAAGAUAAUAACGACAUAAGCGCGAAUUAUGAUUCGAAUUCGUUUGUAAAUAUUAAUAAGAUAUCAAUGCCAAUGGCCAAGAUAAUUCCUAUUGUAAAUGGACAAGUACCGGACAAACCAACAGCUAAAGAUUUUCAAACGGAUUUAUUACAACAACUUGUAACAAAUAGCGAACUUAAAACACUUGGAGCAAAUAUUUAUGAAGCAUUUAGUUUUUAAGAUGCAAGUAUUGAAACUACACAUGACAUGCAAAUCCACUGAGAGAUAAAAAUUUUUAAUUUUUAUAAAUAUGUUGCAUUCAAAAUUUGUGCUUAACUAGUAGCAAUGUGAGUUGUAUCACCAUAUUAUGUAAUUAUGAAUUAAAAAUGUGUUAAUAACGGGAUUAUUACUAGUAUAUGUAAAUUGUAAAAGUAUGCCUUGGUCCUCUUAUCACAGUAUGUAAUAUUGUCAAGAAGUUAUAAUAUAUUUUUACUUUUUGAA